AAGAAACACUGGAACGGCGGUCAACAGUUAUCGCUCCCCACAGUUCUACUGUAACAAAAAAUUAUUUAUGAAUUCCCAACAUUUUCACAUUAAACUAUGCUAUUGAAAUUCGUAUUUGUUUGGUAAAUUCGAGGUGGUUAUAUUUUUCUGUAAUACUCUAUCGGGUAUCUGUAGCAUCAAGUGGAUCUGGGCCCAGAAACAAAGGAGGAAAAAUGAAAGGAAAUAUAGCACAGACAGGCAGGAGCCUUUGCUGGACCAGAGGUGCUUUCUCUAUCCUCUCCCUCUCUCUCUAGUUAUCUGUCUCUUUGCCUGGAUUGCAUUUGAAUCAUCAUUUUCACAGUUUUCGGGUUGAAUGGGAAGGAAGGAAAGAUUUAUUUUUGGGAAGAGUGUUGAGUAUGAGUGCUCUAUGAUGUGUUGUAUGAUGAUGGUGAUGAGUCUUUUGACCGGUAAAAGGGGAAAAUAGAUAAAGUGGAGAGAGAAACAAAGAGAGAGAGAGAGGGGGAAAAACAAAAGAUGUGCCCACCCAAGCAGUUCAUUGUUGCUUAUUGAUGUAAAAGAAAGUGAGGGAUUUUUCAUUCUUUCAUUAUCCCUUUUCAUUCAAACACAUGUGUGCAGUAGAUGUAAUGCUCUUUGUUGAAAGGCUUAAUUUGUUACAAGAGGUUGCUGUUGUUUGAUAAUUGAGCAGUCCUUGUAGCAGAAUAAAGGUUGCUAAGAUGCCUAUGUUUCAGCCUUGUAAGAAAGAAGGGAUUCUUGGAUUUGAGGUUAGUUUGGGUGGGUGUAUAUUAGAUGUAGAUACAGAGGUGAAAGAUGGAGUUUUGAGUGGAAUCGUAGCUGGGAAUUAUAACUGUGUGGCAGGAGAGAAAUUGGAUCUCAAUAAAAUGAUUGAAGAGCUAAAUUUAUCUGAUGUUCCAACCGUUUUCAUAUGCCCUAUCUCUCUUGAGCCAAUGCACGAUCCUGUCACCCUCUGCACUGGCCAAACCUACGAGCAAUCGAACAUUCUCAAAUGGUUUAGCUUGGGGCAUUACACUUGUCCCACCACAAUGCAAGAAUUGUGGGACGACACAAUCACUUCAAACAAGACACUUCACCAUUUGAUCUUCACUUGGUUUUCUCAGAAGUAUGUCCAAAUGAAGAAAAAAUCCGAGGACGCCCAAGGCAGGGCGUCCGAACUUCUUAGCAGUCUCAAAAGGGUUAAGGGUCAAUCACGAAUUCAGACCCUCAAAGAGCUGCGGAGAGUGGUAGUGAGGCAUUCAACAGCUAGGAAGGCUGUUGUAGAUGAAGGAGGGGUAGCUCUCCUUUCAUCCUUUCUUGGCCCGUUCACUUCCUAUGCCGUAGGCUGUGAAGUUGUCGCGAUUCUUGUGAGCUUGAACCUGAAUUCUGAAUCCAAGAAGAACCUGAUGCAGCCAGCAAAGGUGUCAUCCAUUGUUGAUAUUCUCAAUGAAGGGUCUACAGAGACUAAAGUGAAUUGUGUUAAGCUGAUUGAGAUAUUUAUGGAGGAGAAGGAUUUUAGGGCACAGAUUGUCUCGAGCCUUAGUUUGUUAGCUGCCUUGAUGAGAUUGGUGAGAGAUAAGAGGCAUCCCAAUGGCCAUUUCCCCGGUCUUGGCCUACUUAAGCUCAUCAGCAUGCAUGAGAAAGUCCGAGGUUUGAUAGUCAGCAUUGGAGCUAUACCUCAGUUGGUAGAGCUGAUACCAGCCUUGAGUCCAGAGUGCGUGGAGCUGGCCCUCUUCGUGUUGGAUAUCCUGUCGUCUGUGCCUGAAGGGAGACGAGCUUUGAAGGAUUGCUCGAGCACUAUACCUAAUGUUGUGAAGCUAUUGAUAAGAGUGUCUGAGAAUUGUACAGAAUAUACCUUAUCAAUUUUGUGGUCUAUAUGCAAACUAUCACCAGAAGAAUGCUCCCCAGUUGCAGUGGAAGCCGGUCUUGCAACAAAGCUCCUUCUCGUCAUCCAGAGCAGCUACAGCCCUGCGCUCAAGCAGCGUGCAGCCGAGCUUUUGAAGCUCUGCAGCCUCAAUUAUUCAGACACAAUCUUCAUCUCCAAGUGCAAACUUACUAGGACAAUGCAAUGAGCAUUGAGAGAUUGAUCAUCUCCCUACACAUUGCUACCUCUACAGCUGCUGGAGCAAGAGAAUGCACUUCCAAGCUUUGGGUUUGACAAAUGUGGAGAUCCAUCUUGUAUGUAAACAUGCCUUGAUCGUGAAAUGAGAAGGUGGCUCGUGCUCCUUGCAUUACAAUAUGGCACCAGAAUAAGUGUCAAGAUAAAGAUUUCUAAAUAUGUGAAGGUGCAACAGUUUGUGGAUCAUGGCAAUUUGUUUGGAGCUUGUAAUAGGUGAGCAGUUGCUUGGCUCCAUGAAUCUCCACAUUUCUUGAAUCUUUGAUGUUUGAAGGCCCUCUAAUUUUUUUCUGCAUAUUUGUACAAGUUUUGUUUUUUUGUUUUUUUUGGUGGGGGGUGGGGAUUAACAGAGUGUAGAUAUGUAGAGAAAAAGGGGCGUUUGCCUCCACUUUCCACUUUGUACAAUUAUUAAUGAAUUUCGAGUUGGUUUGAGUGCUGAUGAAA
Messenger RNA from Salvia miltiorrhiza (redroot sage), 2551 nucleotides. RefSeq names its product U-box domain-containing protein 30-like. Gene Ontology annotation, biological process: protein ubiquitination. The transcript is spliced from 2 exons. The record is from RefSeq and is a predicted model, not a curated record. Lineage: Eukaryota; Viridiplantae; Streptophyta; Magnoliopsida; Lamiales; Lamiaceae. Bases 714 to 2063 code for a protein of 449 amino acids. Gene Ontology annotation, molecular function: ubiquitin protein ligase activity.